Durusdinium trenchii is the source of this 2517-nucleotide messenger RNA. The record is from the annotation of a GenBank genome assembly. Lineage: Eukaryota; Dinophyceae; Suessiales; Symbiodiniaceae.
AUGCCGACGCACAGCCCGGAAGAGCUGAGUCACAAGGCAGUGGAUGCUUUGUGGAGGGCUGCUUUAGAUGUGGUGAAGGACAACUUCAAUGCUGCAGAACAUCUCCCCAAGAAAGUUUACGAGUUUCUUCUGCCCAUCGCUGCCUCCACUUGCCAAGGAAUGUUUUCCACCGUGAUGAUGUUUGCGGGGGCAAUGCCUGCCUUGUCGAAUGGCGCCAGCGUGCGUCUUUGGAGCCAAAAACCAAGUCCCUUGAUGUUGCUGGUCCUGCACAUGGCGCCCCCUCAACGAGGAAAAUCUCGCUUGUUCCAAGCUGUUGAACUCCUUUUUGAAACUGCUGAUGACUUUGUGGCAAAGCUCGCCAAAAAGGCAGCAGAUGAGCUCGCCACCAAUCUGGCGCCUCCACUAGAAGGUUAUCAACCGCCGUCAGAGAUGCAAGUCAGCACCAAGUCAAUUUCGUUGCAGAGCUUCACGAUGACGGAGUUCUUCUACAGGUGCUCCGUGGAGUUCCCGCAAGUGGAGAUUGGCGGGAAAAAGGAAAAGACAACUUCCAGGUUGUGGUACGGGCAAGCGUUCAACCUAGACGAGUGCUACGAGUUCCUAGACAACAUAGGAACAUCCACCUCCUACGAGAGCUCACGGGCUCAGCACAUUGCCUUGUCACUCCUUGGCAAUGGCCAUCCAGCAAAGCUCAUCAGCAUGGAGCGGGGCCUGGAAGGUGGACACACUGCAGCUACAAGGGAAAGGUUUCUCUUUGCUGUGGAUGUGUCUGCGGCAAGGCACGAUAAAGUGCCCAAAGACCUUUUGGAAACAAACGGUGAUGUACCAGCCUGGACCUGGUUGCCUUUGACCCCGCUGCAAGCGACCAUCUUCCGGUGGACUAGCUUGCUGAACAACCCCAAGCAUUUUGAAGGGGUCGAGAAGCCAGAGGACGAUUCAGAAGAUGAAGGCUACCCUGCUGUGUUGCCAGACGGGGUGAGGUCGAGAGUUCGUUACAUCGAAGAAGCCGAUUCUAGAGGUGAGACGGUGGUGGUGCGGACUGAGUGGCGGAUUAGUGGGCGGUGGCUUGUCAAGGACCAGACAGAACACAUCUGCGCUGGAGCGCGCAGGGUCUGUGAGCACUUCGAGAAGCGGCCGCGUUCAGUUUUGACUAUCCGAGAUGAAGCGCAGAAACUGUUGCUGGGAAACCAAGUGGCGCAAUCCAUCCGUGCGUCUGGCAAGGAGAGCACACCGUUGGAGGCCUUGCACGCAAACGCUGCUCACAUGCAAGGCAUGCUGAGCGCAAGUGUCGCCAUCUUGGAGUUGGCUGGUGGUGGGGGCACCUUUGACACCGAUGGAAAUUUGGAAAUUACUGAGGACCAUGUGCAGGGCCCAUUGGAUCCUGCCACAGCUGCCAGCUCGGACGAGUCCGACAAUGAACCUUUCCAGCCCGUGCAAGUGCUUCCCCAUGAGAUUGUCCCACUGAAGCUGUCCGACUUGGACCCGAAGGACAUUUUCUUCCAGAAAGGCUUGGGCGACAACGGCUCGAUGCUCCUCUCCUCCCAGGAUGGCAUUCUCAAAGACCGCGAGCUUGUCCAGAAACUGCUGCUGUUGGGGCGCAGCGAGAUCAAAAUGUCCAAGGUGGUUGACUCGUACCAUGUGGUGCAGCAAGUCCAGGGCAAGCGACGGAAAGACGCAAUCAAUCAUCAUGCAGGAGCAGAGAUAGGCAGUAUGACUGCAGAAGCUGGUGGAGGCAUCAUUCGAGGCACCAUGACAGCAGAAGCUGGUGGAGGCAUCAUAGGACUGUUGGUGUCCAUUCACAAUGACUUCUCUGGGGCCCGCGCUGUCAUCACGUUCGUGAGCGGGAACCUCUGCGUCACCUGGGGCAGCAGGGACGUCCGCAGGACGGGGAGGAGCAAAGUUCUAGAGUUCCCAGAGUUCGAUGUUCAUUCCCAGAGUUCGAUUUUUGUUGAUGUCGGGAAGAACAUCAACAACUGCGUGCGGGAAAGGCUCAUCGGCACGGAGCAGUACAGUCUUUGGGCUGCAGAAGCCAAGAAAAGAGGCAAGGAGGCCUGCCAUGUGUUUCCGCAGCGGCCGGCGAUUGUUUUGCACAGCGGCGCGAAUGACACGACAAGGCGUGGCGAUGAACCAGCAGCACUGCAGUAUCAGAGUGCGGUUGGGCAGGUGGAAGUGCGAAUUGCUGGGCGAGUGAAGAGCUUGCGUUCAUCCGGCGCAAAACUCAAGUUCUACGACCUGGCAGAGGGCGAAGACAGAAUUCAGGUGAUGUGCAGUCCACAAAUGCAUGAAGGAGAUGACUUCAAAGAGGUGCAUGCUAGCAUCCACCGCGGGGACAUCAUUGGUGUCCGUGGCGUUGUUGGCAAAUCGAAGCGAGGAGAACUUUCAGUGUUCCCUCGAGAAGUAAAGUUACUGUCGCCCUGCCUGCACAUGCUGCCAAAAGAAUACUCAGGCCUCAAAGACCAAGAGACCAGAUACCGAAAACGCUGCAGCAACUGCAUCAACAAAAGCCAGGAGGAGACCUGA